Messenger RNA from Prorocentrum cordatum, 1971 nucleotides. The record is from the annotation of a GenBank genome assembly. Lineage: Eukaryota; Dinophyceae; Prorocentrales; Prorocentraceae.
AUGGCCCCGCGGCGCCUACUCUGCUGCGGCCUGGCGUCCGCGCUGGCCCCUGCGGCGGUGGUGCUCCGGCCGCCCCGCGGCGCGCGCACGGCGGGCAGCUACGUGCAGCUCGCGCCGGAGCCCGCGCUGGGCGCCGGCGGCUCCCGGGCCCUGCGCCUCCGCCUGCGCCCGCCGGCCAUGAGGUACGCCUCGGACCUGCCGCGGCAGCUGCACCUGCGCACCCUCGGGGCAGCGGCGACCCCGGGGGUGCUGCACGUGGAGCUGGACGCGGCCGCGGAGGCGCACGUGCGGCUCGGCCCGCCGCCGCCGGGGCUGCCCGGGGUCGUGCCGAGGCCGCUGCAGGUGGAGACAGACCCCGCCCAAGGCUCGGACGAUCAAGGCCUCCCGCUGCGAGGCGAUGCCCAUGCCGGCCCCCUCGAGGUCCACGCGUGGUCCCCGGCCGCGGCCGCCGCCGGCGAGCUGCUCCGGCGGUGGGCCGCGGCCUGGCCCGCGGCGGCGCCUCUGGCCGGCGGCGGCCGCGGGGGGGGCGCGGGGCCGCGCGGCCGCCGCCUCGUGCUGGCGGAGGCGGCCGAGGCCGGCGACCGCGAGUGGCUCGGCGAGGAGGGCUACGAGCUGUUUGUGGACGAGCGCGGGGAUGUCAACAUCGCUGCGGCCUUUGGGCCAGGCUUCUUGCGAGGAGCCGCAACGCUGCAGCAAGCGCUCGGCGUCGCCUACGCCGCUGGGCAGACGGUGUUUCCACCUCUGCGCAUACGUGACCGCCCUCGAUUUGGUUAUCGUGGCCUGAUGCUGGAUGUCGCCAGGCAUUUCUUCCCUGUGGAUUUCAUCAAGCGCACGCUGGACUGGAUGUAUUUGUAUAAGCUCAACGUCUUCCACUGGCACCUCACCGACGACGAAGGAUGGCGCUUCGAGGUGAAGGCCCUGCCCAACCUGACGGCGUUUGGAGCCUGGCGAGGGCUCGGAGAGGUGGUGGAGCCUCAGUACGGCAGCGGACCGCAGAGGUACGGCGGCUUCUACAGCCACGACGACGUCCGCGAGGUCGUCGGCUUUGCGUCCUCCCGCGGCAUCACCGUCGUGCCGGAGAUCGACGUGCCAGGCCACUGCUACGCCGCCAUCCGCGCGCUCCCGGGCCUGCUCGGGGAGGCCGCGCGCCGCGGCGGGCCGGCCAGCGUCCAGGGCUUCCGGGGCAACGUGCUGGACGCGGCGUCGCCCGCCACCUACGUGUUCCUGGAGGCGGUGCUCACGGAGGUGCUGGACGUGUUCCCAGCGCAGCUGGGCGUCCACAUCGGCAUGGACGAGGUCCCACCGGGCGCCUGGAGCGACGACCCCGCCGAGGAGGCGAGGCUUCUGGGAACUCUCGCGCGCUGGCUGCAGGAGUUCCUGCGGGAGCGCGGCCGGGCCCUGCUCGGCUGGGAGGAGGCCUUCCGCGGGGGCGCGGGCCCGGAACCUGGCCAGACGCCGAGGGCGGCGGCGUUCGCCUGGAAGGAGGACGAGCGUUUCGCGGCCCGGGCGGCGGGCGCGGGGUACGACGUGGUCCUCUGCCCCGCCCACUUCCUGUACCUGGACCUCGUGCAGGGCAUGGAGUUCGCAGACCGCGGCCUCUACUGGGCCGCGCCUGCGCUGCCCCUGGAGAGGGUGUACUCCUACGAGCCGCUGGAGCGGCUGCGGCGGCUGGGCCUCCCGGAAGGUGCGGAGGGGCGCUUGCGGGGGCUGCAGGCGAACCUGUGGGGAGAGACUGUCGACAGCCCGGAGCGCGCGGAGGAGAUGUUGUUUCCACGCCUACUCGCUGUGUCAGAGAUCGCUUGGUCUGACGCCUCACGGCGGGACUGGUCAGAUUUUCAGGGGCGUCUGGUGCCACAGCUGUCAUGGCUUGCCCGUGACGGUCAGGUCCGCUACGGGGGCGUGUCGUGCGGUUUGGUGACAGGCAACAGUUUCCUGCCCAUCCCAGAUUGCCUUGCCUCGCGGUCGACGUGA